Messenger RNA from Kluyveromyces marxianus DMKU3-1042, 9384 nucleotides. It is a transcript of the gene VPS13, whose product is annotated as membrane morphogenesis protein VPS13. Lineage: Eukaryota; Fungi; Ascomycota; Saccharomycetes; Saccharomycetales; Saccharomycetaceae. Gene Ontology annotation, cellular component: extrinsic component of membrane. The coding region runs from base 1 to 9384 and encodes 3127 amino acids. The transcript has a single exon. Gene Ontology annotation, biological process: late endosome to vacuole transport; mitochondrion organization; protein targeting to vacuole. The record is from RefSeq and is a predicted model, not a curated record.
AUGUUAGAAUCCCUAGUGUCCGCAUUACUUAACAGGUUUUUGGGUGCCUAUGUUGAGAAUUUCGAUCCAAAACAAUUGAAUGUUGGUAUCUGGAAUGGAGACGUUAAGCUUCGUAAUUUGCGAUUGAGAAAAGAUUCUUUGGACGCUUUGGACUUGCCAGUCGAUGUAAAGUUUGGGCAUUUGGGCGAGUUAACAUUGUUAAUCCCUUGGUCCAGUCUAAAGAACAAACCAGUAAAGAUUAUUAUUGAAGAUGUAUACAUGUUGUGUACACCAAGAACGGCAGAAUCAUACUGCUUGCAAGAUCAAGUUGAACGUGAGUUAAAAGUUAAACUACAACGUCUUGCUGAGUUAGAGUUGUCCAAUAGUUCCAAGCCUGAUAUGAAUCCUGAAUCGAAUAGAAAUGAAUCUUUCACUCAAUCAUUACUAACCAAAAUUAUUGAUAAUCUUCAAGUGACAGUCAGAAACAUACAUUUGAGAUAUGAAGAUGUAAAUUCUAUAUUCAGUGAAAAACCUUGUGCAUUUGGGAUUUCUUUGAGUGAACUUUCUGCAGUUUCCACAGAUGAAUCUUGGAAUCCAAGUUUCAUUGCUAUCAAACAACAAAUUACCCACAAAUUAGCAACACUAGAUUCGAUCAGUUUCUACCUCAACACGAGUACAGAAUCAAUAGAUAUUGAUGAUAAGGAAGAACUCUUGGUGAGAUUAAGGGAGUCAAUUGCUGAUAAACAUGGAACUCCAGAAUACCAGUAUUUAUUAAAACCAGUCAAGGGAUCGGCAAGGCUUAAAAUGAAUAAUGCUGGGGCAACCCAAGAUACGCCACAUAUUGAUGUUCAAUUAAUGUUUGAUCAGUUUGCUCUUGUGUUAGAUGAUUGUCAAUACAAAGAAGUUCUUCAUAAUAUGUCAAAGUAUCACUGGUUCCAUAAAACUUUGAAGUUUAGGCGGUUUAGACCAACAUGUGAACCAAAGGAAGACCCCAUUCAAUGGUUCAGAUAUGCGGCCAACUGUGUUUUAUCCGAAAUACAUGAAAAGAAUUAUAGAUCAAGUUGGGAAUAUAUAAAGAAGAGAAGACAAACAAGAGAUGAAUACGUUGCUCUAUUCAAAAAAAAGCUUACCCUUCCAAACAUUACAGAUCCGCUACCAAAUCCAGAUGAUGAAACCAGGCUUAUCGAAUUAGAUAGGGACCUUGAAUUUGAUGACAUUAAAUUCUUUCGCGCUUUCGCAAGAAGGCAAUUUAGUCAAGAGUCUAAAGUCACUAGAAUGACUGAAACGGUAUCCACAAAUUCGAACCCUCAAGGGUGGUUUUCCAGUUGGUGGGGAUCUGGUUCUAAUAAAUCUGAUGAUACUUUAACAAUGACAGAUGAACAAAGAAAAGAACUAUACGAAGCGAUUGAAUAUGAUGAUUCUAAAGAUGCUCUGAAAUCGAUUGAUAUUCCAAGAGAUAGGACUACCGUAAGGGUAACGAACUUACUACAAAAAGGGUCAUUGACAAUUAUUGAUAAAACAAAAGGACAUAGAAUGUGUGAUUUCAUCUUUGAAGAAUCCGCGACGGAGUUUUUAAAGCGUCCAGACUCUUUUUUGUUGAAAUUUGAAUUGAAUAGCUUUCUUGUUGAAGACGGUUCUCCUCAUACUUCAUAUCGUCAUAUUAUUAGUCCAAGGGCAAACCAGGAAAGCUCUGAACCGUUACUGCACUUAUGCUUCGAUAGCUGUCCGAUGGAUGACUCAGCAGAUUCCUUCUUAGAUGUUAAGUUUGGUUCGGUGUUCGUGUAUUACCAUAUACAUUUCAUUAAUGAAUUAUUACGGUUCUUCAAUCCGCCAAAAAAACAUUGGGAAACCAUAUCUGCUAUUAUGAAUGCGGCAGAAGCUACAGUAGAGGGAUGGACAACCCAAACUAGAAUGGGUUUGGAAGCAUUGCUUGACGAGCAUAAAACAAUUGAUGUUAACCUUAAUGCUGCAUCUCCUACAAUCAUCAUUCCCCUCGAUGCCCAUUCUUGGGAAUCACCAUGCGCAAUAAUUGAUGCAGGUUCAAUAAAGAUGCGCAGCGAUCUAGUUCCAAAAGAAGAAAUCAAAAAAAUUAAAGAGCUAAGUGUUGAUGAAUAUGCUAAAAUUGACUCUGCUGAAUUAAAGAGGUUGAUGUUUGACAGGUUCAAAAUUAAGUUAACAAACACCCAAUUUUUGAUUGGUCCAGAUAUGAAGUCUGCAAUCACAAGCAUAAAUGUGAAGCAAACUGAUAAUAAUUUCACCAUCCUUGAAAAAAUGGAACUAGACUUCAUUUUUGAUGUUCUAAUUUUCCCAAAGGCAAUGAAUCUUCCAAAGGCAAGGGCAUCUGUUACGCUACCAAACUUGAAUCUUUUCCUAAAUGACGCUCAAUACAAAAUUAUAAUGCAAUUGAUAGAGCGAUGCACACCAUAUGUUGAUGAAGAUGAUGAUGAUGAUAAUAACGGAGACUCAAGUAGCAGUGAUAGCUUUUCUCAAUUGAUUCCGAUUGAUAAUGCGUCAGAUCGCAACCAAGCUCUUCAAAACCUCAAACAAGCGCUACUUCUCAAACAGACAAAAAAGAUGCUUGAUAAAUUAAGCAAGACUGAAUUAGAACAGGUAUCAUUCGAACUCACAUUAGAUGUCUCAAGGAUUGAGAUAUCUCUCUCCAAAUGUCUUGAAGGCUCUACUAUGAGGUCGACAAAACUAGUAAAGUUGGUUGGUGAACAUCUUUCUCUUGGGCUUGAAAAACGCUUUGUUCAGCUAGGCUUCAACAUAUCUUUGACAGAGCUAAGAUUAGAGGAUCAUAUAUCAAAUUUUGGCUCCACCAACAGGGAGGAAUAUAUUCUAUUCAGUAAUAAUAGUACAAAGCAGCCAAAUCUUUUCGAUAUUAAUGGUUCCAGAACCCAACAGAUAAUUGAAUAUGAGAGUAAACUAUAUGAAGUGUUUGAUAUUAAUGUGGAUCUAAAGAUGUCGGAACUAACACUAUCCUUGAUUCCAAAAUCAAUAUUAACGUUAUUGAAUUUCAUACUGAAUACAUUCACUGAUCCAGAAACUCCCGCAGUUCCAGCCAAUGUCAUUCGGCAAUCAAACCAAACGGAAACCGAUUCAAAACCUGGUAGUACAAAUGUAAACUUGCUAUUAGAUGGUAUCAACAUUAUAUUAAAUGAUGAAUCAUCAAGAUUGGCUACGCUUGGAAUUCAUAAUAGUGAACUUUCUAUUAAUAUGCUACCACAAAGCAUGAAAGUAAAGGCAAAACUAGGUGAUAUGAAAUUGCUUGAUGAAACAAGUGUGGAUCUUCCCAAAAAUUCUAUAUUCAGAGAGCUUAUAUCUCGUGAAGAUGAUGAUCUAGCAGAACUAGUAUACGAAACCUUUGACCCGGAAACUAAUAAGAAUAAUUACGAUUCUUAUCUAUUUUACAGAACAGGAGCCAUGAGAAUAAACUUCGUCGAACAUUCGAUCAACAAGAUUAUUAACUUUUUUGCGAAAUUCCAAAAGAUGAAGGUUUUCUUUGAUACUGCUCAUAACAAUGCUUAUAGUAAAGCUCCUGAUAUUGACACUGUUAAUAAUAUCAAAUUCGAUAUUCUCAUUAAAACUCCAACUAUAUCUUUUCCAAAAUUAAUAGACCCGAGAAAUAAUAGUUAUGACGAGUUGAUCUGGAAGAUGGGUGAUGUUUAUCUAUCAAAUUAUUUCACUGGAGAUGACAACAAACUAGUUAAUAAUGCAUCAGUGGGAAUAAAGAAUACGCAUAUUUCGUCGAUAUUCAACUUUGAAGGUAAUAUGGUACAACAAUUAUCUGCAGUUUCAAACCUGGACUUAAGAUUCGACAUAUUAUAUGAUCAGUACUAUAAAGAAUCAGAGGCUCUUUUAAACAUCACUGGAUUCUUUGCUCCAUUUUACGUUAAUUUAACUGAUCUCCAAAUCCAAUAUAUACUUGGAUUGGUCCAAAAGAUUUCGUCUUCUUUUAUUGUUGAUCAAGUUAACGACGACAUGGAGGAUAUAGAAAUGACAGCUUUGAAUACAAAUUCUAUAAUUGACCCUCAAAAGGAACUUCAUUUGAGUCAAAAUAUUUUCUCACCGGAAAAGAAAGCGUCAGAACUAAACAUUAAAAGUACGAGAGUCGAGUUUGAAUUUAACGCGCCUGAGGUAAGCUUAAGCUUGUAUAACCAUACUAAGGGAGCGCUAUCAAUUGAUGAACUAGGGGUUGCUAGGUUCAACCUUGAGGAUUUUGGUAUUUCUGGUUCAGCUUUGAACUCUUCUUCGUUCGAAUCAGAAAUGCACAUUACAUCGUUCACGGUCGAAGAUAUCAGGUAUUCAAAGACUAGUAAACAUACUCAGGUUAUUCCAAAAAUUGAAGGGGAACAUCAUCAAUUUAUGGCUUCGUUCAAUUAUAGUGAAGGGAAAGAAUCCUCAAACCUUACUUUUGAAGUUACUAUAGAUAGUCCAAAGAUCGUAUUAGCUACGGAAUUUAUCUUGUCAUUACAAGAUUUCCUAACGAGUUCAUUUACCUCACAACAACCUGCCAACCUCCAAGGAUUGGCUCAACAUAACAAUGGCAUAGAACCUGAUCAAAAUGAUGAAACUUCUGAGUUGAAAAAUGAAAAAAGUAAAAUGAGCGUCAGUUACUCUAUAAAUGUUGUAGAUUCUGCCGUUAUUUUAUUAGCAGAUCCUGCGGAUAGCCAUUCAGAAGCCAUCGUUUUCACAAUUGGUCAGUUUUUAAUAGCGAAUCAGAAUGUCCUUUCUAUAUCAGCUAAUAAUGUUGGACUCUUCUUGAGUAGGAUGGGCACGUUGAAAACUAAUAGGAUUAGAGUAUUAGAUGACUUCUCUAGUACCAUAUUAAUUGACGGUCGAGAUUCUACUCCAGAAAUGCUAAAAACUCAAAUACACUCCUCAGUGGGACCAUUGAUGCUUCGGUUAUCAUUGAGAGAUAUCAGAUUGGCAAUGAGAAUUUUUGACUCGGCUCUUUCAAUGGCAAAAGAUAAAGGUCUAAUAAGUAAAACAGAUUCUGAGAAGAAAGAAGAUGAUAUCAAUACUAAAUAUGGAAGGUUUUCUAAGGAGUUCAAAAACAAAAUCAAAAAAUACGCUCCUAGUAUGGUAUCCUCAUUUAGUGAGCUUUCGAAUGCGAUUCAAAGAAACUCUGUCCAUAAGUCCACUAAGAUCAUUGCAAAAGCUGAGAAAUUGCAUUUGGAUUUCGCAGGGAUGAGAAUUGUUCUAAUAGGUGACAUUCAUGAGCUUCCAAUUGCAGACUUCAAUGUGAACUCAUUCUCAGUAGAUGCCAAGGAUUGGUCCACGAAUAUUGAUGCCAUUUCUACAAUUGAAAUGUAUGCCAGUGCAUUCAAUUAUUCUAGAUCAAGUUGGGAACCGCUUAUCGAAGUGUUUCCGCUAACAUUCCACCUGUCAAAAGAUGAUGAAACAGGUAAUGCGUUUAUGUUUGACAUUAUUGCUCGUAAAAAUGUUGAGAUCACCCUAUCAUCUCGUACAAUUGCUUUAUUAUCUCAAAUUCCUGCUUCUUUAACUAAGGUUCAUGAUCUAAAACCUCGUGGAGCAGAAAGACCUUAUCGUAUUCAUAAUGAUACAGGCCACCCUCUAAAUAUAUGGAUUAAGAAUACUGAGGAUGGCUCUCCUGGUAAAAAAACAAAUCUCACAAAACUAGAACAGGGAGCAAUAAUCGAUUGGGAAUUCGAAGAUUGGAGGGUAGUUAGAGAGACGUUGAAUACUGAUAAGAAUAUCUUACAGGUAUCGUUUGAUUCCGAAGUUUACACAAAUGUAAUUGAGGUGGAUGCUACAAAGGAAGGUGAAACAGUCCAUAUGCUUUCUCCCCCAGUGAAUGGGGUUCAUAACCGUUUACUCGUUGGUAGUAAACUUCUGAAGAAUAAUGUAAAGCAAAUUUCAUUUGGUUCCACCCUAUUAUUCUUCAACUCAACAUCUACAGAAAUUGAAGUGGGUUUAUUCGAUAAGGCUCAGACAACACUGAUCAAAACAAUUGAACCCAGAGAAACUAAAGCUAUACCAAUUGAUUUGGCAUACAACUCUUCUUUCCAAUUGCGCCCAAAAAUAUCUGGAGCUAAAUAUCAAUGGUCAAAGACACCUUUGUUCUGGAAACUUUUAAGAGAAGCGCCAAAUUCGCUAACUUGUGCUUCCGAGAGUAAUGCGCCGCCAUUUUAUUUUGAGGCAGAAGGUUUAGUUGAAAAGGAUGACCCUCUUUCGAAAAUAUAUCCUCGAAUGACUGUAUCAGUUUCUGCCCCAUUAGUUUUGGAGAAUUUGCUCCCCGAAAAUAUAUCAUUCUGUUUAAUGGGUAAGGAAGACAAGCAUAGACAAGAGAUGUACUUGGAGGCAGGUUCGAGUAUUCCAUUGCAUAACGUCUCAUUGGAGUCGUAUUUAUUCCUAUCUGUAAAACCAGAUGAUGAUAUAUUCCAGUGGUCAAAUGAGACUCUGGUAAAUAGUCCAGACAUUUCGGAAUUACAGGAGGAGUAUAGAACAUUAAUAAAAACGGUUGAUGGACAAAAGCUUUACCUUAACUUGAAAUAUCAUUCAGAUGGAAGAAGGGCUAAAACAAUCAGUAUAUAUGCACCUUACGUUAUUUUAAACAAGACGACGCACGAUUUAUCGGUCUUUAGUGACAGACAAUGGGGGGUCCUCAAAUCGAAUGUCUUUUUGGAAAAUGACAAAAAGGUUGCUAAACCAAAAAUGUUCUCAUUCCAGUAUGAAGAUUAUAACAGGAAUAGAGCUAAAAUUAAGUUUACAGAGACAAAUCCGAGUGUUCCAGUUUCUUUUGAUGCUAUAGGGCAAUCUGUGGAUGUUUCUUUGGAGUUAUUAAACCAUGAUCAGGAGUGUAAUUUGGGAAUAAGUGUGAAAGAAGGUGAAGGAAAAUAUCGCUUUACUAAAAUAGUUGAACUCUGUCCAAGAUACAUUUUCCGUAACAGCAUGCAAGAAUCUCUAGAAAUAAUGGAGUAUGGCACCAGUAGUCCAACACUUCUCGGUCCAAAUGAAGUAAUUCCUCUUUAUUUCUUAAAAAGGACGUUGAGUAAAAAGUUUGUUGCAAGAUUUGCAAAGAUACCUUCAACAUGGUCAAAUCCAUUUAGGCUCAAGGACGUAGGGGAGACAUUUGUUAAGAUGAAUAUAACAGAUGCUGCCCAGAGAUUAGUAAAAAUGGAGAUAUCAUUAGAAGGAGCCACCUUGUUUAUCAAUGCAACUGAUUCGGAUGAUAAUUGGCCUUAUUCAAUUAGAAACUUUAGCGACAAUGAAUUCUUGUUCUGGCAAAGGAACCCUCGCUUUGUGGAUGAGGAAAGCGAUGAACUUGAUUAUUAUUAUCAAGAAGACGAGGAUGAGGUUGAUUUUGAGCCAAUUUAUUAUCGUAUACCUCCUAGAAGUGUCAUGCCAUAUUCUUGGGAUUAUCCAAGCGCUAAACAAAAGAAGCUUUAUAUUCACACAAAAAACCGCCGCCGUGAAAUUGACUUGAAUGAAAUAGGAAAUCUCAGGCCGAUUAGAAUUCCACCAGACAAUCCAAAAAAUCCACCCACUAUUGUUGACAUCAAUAUCUUAAUGGAUAAUGGAGUCCAAGUUCUAGUGUUGAGUAAUUACAAUCAAGAACAAAGUCUAUAUAAACUACGGUCUCAAAGGAGACUAGAAAGUGAAUCAUCUCUUGCCUCUAGUGUCACUUCUAAAUCGGAUAGAUUCGAGGUUGAUGAAGAUAUGGACUCAAAAUUAAAUGCCAGAGUUGUUUUAUCCUUUUCGGGUAUCGGAGUCUCUUUCAUAAAUCAACGCCUUCAAGAGUUAUGUUAUCUUAACAUUCUUGGUUUAGAGUUCAGAUUCAAUGAUAGUGAAAUGUACCAAAAUCUUUCAUUUAAAAUAAAAUGGUUGCAAAUUGACAACCAAUUAUUUGGCGGAAUAUACGAAACGGUUUUGUACCCAACUAAAAUUCCAAAAGAAUCUAAAGAAAUUGAUAUCCAUCCAUCAUUGUCUGGAUCUAUUUCAAAGGUGAAGGAUGAAUCAUCAAGCUUAAUGAAUUUCAAAAUGGCAACUAUACUUUUGCAGGAAAUGACUAUCCAAAUCGAUGAAGAUUUCUUAUUUGCUUUAAUUGAUUUUGUUCACGUCCCUGGUGCAGCUUGGAAUGAAAAUACUGAUUAUGAUGACAACAAUAAUGAAGCCUUUAUAUUGAAUAAAUGUUCCAUCCCAGACUUCCCAACGACUAUAAAGAGUAACAAAGUAUAUUUCGAAAUGCUACACUUACAACCCACGCUAUUGCAUCUUUCUUUUGUCAGAACAGACAGGGUUAAUGUGGAAGAGGAAAAAACUAGUGGUAAUAGUCCUAUCAACUACUUCAUAAAUGUUUUGACAAUGGCGCUAGGGAAUAUCGAGGGAGCUCAAAUAAAGUUAAACUCGUUAUUGCUUGAACAUGUAAGAGUGUCUCCUCCGACAUUAAUUGCAGCAAUAGAAUCACAUUAUGCUCAACAAUUCUUCUACCAACUUCAUAAGAUUCUUGGAUCUGCUGAUUUCCUUGGAAACCCUGUUGGCUUUUUCAAUAAUAUCAGUUCAGGAGUGAUGGAUAUAUUUUACGAACCAUACCAAGGAUAUAUUAUGAAUGAUAGGCCACAAGAGUUGGGAAUAGGUAUUGCUAAAGGUGGUUUGUCGUUUUUGAAAAAGUCCGUAUUUGGUUUUUCAGACUCGUUCUCUAAAAUGACAGGAUCAAUGGCAAAAGGUUUAUCUGUUGCCAUUCAGGAUACAUCUUUCCAAGAAAGAAGAAGGUUACAACAGAGACAGAGAGGUAAAUUUGGGAGUGUUGGAGUUGGUGCUUCAUCAUUUUUCAAUAACGUCACCAGUGGUAUUACAGGUGUUGCAUUAGAUCCUUAUUCAGGCGGUGCCAAGGAAGGGCCUUUGGGAUUCAUAAAAGGCGUUGGCAAAGGGCUUAUUGGGCUUCCGGCUAAAACUGCAAUCGGGGUACUAGACCUUGCUAGUAACGUGAGUGAAGGUAUUAGAAAUUCGACAACACUAAUGGAUGGUGGACAAAUAGAGAGAGUUCGGUUACCAAGAUAUGUUGGUUCAGACAAUCUAAUUAAGCCCUACAAUCUUAGAGAUUCACAAGGUCAAUAUUGGCUCAAAUCUUGUAACGGUGGCCAAUUCGCAAAAGAUAUAUAUGUAGGCCACGUUAUUUGUGAAACCCCAGCUGGCUUCCAGAUUGUAAUUGUAUCCCUCCAACGGAUAUUGCGGAUGCAGCUAUCCAAUCUAACUGUAAUGGAACAUAUUCCCUUCAACACUAUCCGUAACGUGAAGGUUUCCAAGACAGGUAUCACAAUAUAUACUGCUGAAAGAGAGUACUUCUUCUCAGUUCCUAAAGAUGAGGAAAGAAGAUAUUUGUAUAAACUUGUUCAUGCUGCAGUUGUUGAGUUCAACAGCAAAUGGCAGGUCCAGCUAUGA